CAUCACUCUUUUACUCACAAAAAAAAAACAAGAACUCCAUAACCAAACCAACCAAAAUUUCUCUUUCAACCUCCAUUAACAUCAACAAAAACAAUGUUUGAGACCUUAAAAACUGAAUUCCAAAUCUACGAACAAAUUGGACAAGGAAAAUUCGGUACAAUAUACCGUUGUUUCUCCAAACAAACUUCUCAAUAUUUCGCAUGCAAAACCAUUCAAAAAAACCUUCUUAUUGAUUCCACUGACCGUGAAUGUCUCGAUAAAGAGCCCAAGAUUCUACAACUUGUCAGUGGAAAUUCAAACAUUCUUGAAAUAUAUAAGGUUUAUGAAGAUGAUAAUUAUGUUCAUAUAAUCACUGAGCUCUGUUCUAACGGUGAUCUUUAUGAGAGGAUUUCUAAUGGGCCGUUGGAUGAGAAAUAUGCUGCUUUAAUUUUGACACGAUUGGUUUUAGCAAUUGGACAUUGUCAUAAAUUGGGAGUGGCCCAUCGUGAUAUUAAACCAGAUAACAUCUUGUUUGAUUCCCAGGAUAACUUGAAGCUUGCUGAUUUUGGAUCUGCAGAGUGGUUUAUGGGAUGCGACGGGAAAAUGAUGAAAGGGGUGGUGGGGACACCAUAUUAUGUUGCUCCAGAGGUGUUGUUAGGGAGAGAAUACAAUGAGAAAGUGGAUAUAUGGAGUGCUGGUGUUAUUUUGUACAUUAUGCUUUCUGGAGUUCCUCCUUUUUAUGGUGAUACUCCAACUGAGACAUUUGAAGCUGUUCUUAGGGGAAAUUUGAGAUUUCCCACUAGGAUUUUUAGAUCAGUUUCAACUGAAGCAAAGGAUUUGCUGAGGAAGAUGAUAUGUAAAGAUGUUUCCAGGAGAUUUUCAGCAGAACAAGUUCUGAGGCAUCCAUGGGUCAUUAAUGGUGGAGAGACCAUAUCAAUGGCUGAUCAAACCUGAAGUAACAUUAGUAUUCUAUUCUAAGUAUCCUAAAUACACUACCAGAACAAGUGUGAAAGGUCUUGAUGUACAUAUACACACAAAAGAUCAAGUCGGUAUCCCUUAUUAUACUGCGUAUAUAGGUUAAAUAUUAGUACUUUUUGUACGUAUGUAUUAAAUCUUGAACAUCCUUAGGGAAAUUCCCGGAUUGGUAGCUGGAAUUUAAGGGUCCAAGUGAAAGAAAAGAACAACGAGAAUCCGUCGGAACUUUCAACAAUGGCUUCUCCUCUGCCAUUUGAGGUCUAAAACUUCAGUUUAUUUAGUUCCUGAUUCUGCCUUGUGGAGGAGAAUCAAGCAUGUGAGACUGUAAAUAUAUGAGGAUAAUUAGUUUUGCCUAUAUGCAAAAGAAUAAAAGAUUCAGCUGUAUAUGAAGAGGGAAGAACUUGUGCUUAUUUUUAGAGUUUUGUUUAAAAAAGCACAUAUAUGUAUAAAGUUUGCUGCU
Lycium barbarum (goji berry) is the source of this 1414-nucleotide messenger RNA. RefSeq names its product phosphoenolpyruvate carboxylase kinase 1-like. The transcript has 3 exons. NCBI's taxonomy places the organism in Eukaryota, Viridiplantae, Streptophyta, Magnoliopsida, Solanales, Solanaceae. Gene Ontology annotation, biological process: intracellular signal transduction; protein autophosphorylation; peptidyl-serine phosphorylation. Gene Ontology annotation, molecular function: calmodulin binding; ATP binding; calcium-dependent protein serine/threonine kinase activity. The record is from RefSeq and is a predicted model, not a curated record. Gene Ontology annotation, cellular component: cytoplasm; nucleus. The coding region runs from base 94 to 933 and encodes 279 amino acids.